UCACCUCAUCAUUUGGUCUUGGUUCUUCUAAGCACCACCUCAUGUCCACUUUCUUUACUAUAACUAAUUUGUUUUCUAUAUAAUCACCACUCUCUAUCAUUCAGUCCUUCACCAUGGGAAGCAUGAAGGUGCAUCAGUUGGCACGUGGAUUCUGGGAGCACGAACCAUCUCUUACGCUUGGCUGCAAGCGUUUACGUCCUCUUGCUCCUAAGCUGGCAAACACAGACACCACUGUCACUGCUUUCGAUCUCAAGACCUUCAUUCGACCAGAAAGUGGCCCUAGAAAACUUGGAUCUUCUGACGACAAGAGAAAUUCUCCUCAGCAGGUGGAAACGCACCCUGGGGGGACACGGUGGAAUCCAACACAAGAACAAAUAGGAAUUCUGGAAAUGUUGUAUAGGGGAGGGAUGCGAACUCCGAAUGCACAACAAAUAGAACAAAUCACGGCGCAGCUAGGCAAGUACGGGAAGAUAGAAGGAAAAAAUGUGUUCUACUGGUUUCAAAACCACAAAGCUCGGGAGAGACAAAAGCAGAAGCGCAAUAGUCUUGGUAUUAGCCAUUGUCCCAGAACCCCAGCCGCCAGUUUUACCGCUAUAUCUUUGGACUCUAGACAGGGAAACCAAGUAGUAGCAGAGAAAGAGGGAGAUAGUCCGUGCAAGAGGAAGUGCAGAAGCUGGACAUUUGAAUGUUUGGAAGAUGAAGGAGAUAGAACUCUAGAGCUUUUCCCAUUGCACCCGGAAGGCAGAUGAAGGGGUUGGAAGAAAAUUUCAUUGAACUUUGUUCCAAUUUGUGAUCUACUUUGAUGUGCUUUUUCUUUCUUUGUUUCGGGAAAGAAGAAAGAUAAGUUGUCUCUUUGUACUCUACUGAUGUAUUAUUCCUGACUUAAUUAAAACCAAAGCGGUUUGUCACCCUUUAUAUAUUCCAUUUCACCAA
Molecule: messenger RNA, 933 nt
Organism: Mangifera indica (mango)
Lineage: Eukaryota; Viridiplantae; Streptophyta; Magnoliopsida; Sapindales; Anacardiaceae
Product: WUSCHEL-related homeobox 4-like
Exons: 3
Coding region: 114-749 (211 amino acids)
Biological process (GO): phloem or xylem histogenesis; cell division; procambium histogenesis
Cellular component (GO): nucleus
Molecular function (GO): DNA binding; DNA-binding transcription factor activity
Source: RefSeq, a predicted model, not a curated record